AAACUGACUUGGUGAGCCAGACCUGGCACUUCCCGGUUUAGGGCCGGUCAUUGUUCGCGACGAACCGUGACCUUGUCUUCCUGCACACAACGACGACAGCAGUUCAUUCUUUUCAUCAACAUUGGUCGCCAUGCCGAACAAGGUCGUCACGACACCAUACCCGCUCAUCGACGCUGACCCACACGCUUCCCGCGUUGUGCGUUAUUUCCGUUCGUCAGACUAUGCAACAUGGGCUGCAGGAACAGCCGCAUUCCCGGCUGCUUUGUAUUUCUGGGAUAUGGCUGACCCUACAAAAGUUCGUCUGCGGACUAGCCUUCGGCUUGGAGGCUUGCUUGGCUUCGUCGGCGGUUUCUUGCUGGCAUACCAACGCUCAAUUCGUUUCUGGGGCUGGUCAGAGAACAAGCGAGAGGAGGACUUGGAUCUGGCCGAGCUCUCUCAGAGAGCAGCUGAGGGUAAGCCCUUGUAUGGUACAUCCAGCCAGCCCGAGUGGGUGCAGGGCACUGCAUACCGUAACUCUGCAUGGUCUCAGUUGAAGUUCCACGCAUUCCCCAUGUUCAACUUUGUCAACCAUCAACAUCACGGCACCGAGGCUGCAAAAUAUGGAGUGAAGGAAAAGGAGCUAUCAGAUUAGAUAUUGAUAUACCUUCCUGCUGAUUGCACUGUCGUUGGGUUGACGCCAUGCACUUGCGAGGAGGUUUGAUUUUCCCGCAAGUCUGCGGAAUGAAUAAACAUACCUGCUUUGACUGUCAGUAUA
Molecule: messenger RNA, 754 nt
Organism: Suillus bovinus
Lineage: Eukaryota; Fungi; Basidiomycota; Agaricomycetes; Boletales; Suillaceae
Product: NADH-ubiquinone oxidoreductase complex I, 21 kDa subunit-domain-containing protein
Exons: 5
Coding region: 131-631 (166 amino acids)
Source: RefSeq, a predicted model, not a curated record